This is a messenger RNA of Orbilia oligospora ATCC 24927, 1998 nucleotides long. RefSeq lists its product as uncharacterized. Gene Ontology annotation, biological process: lipid metabolic process. The record is from RefSeq and is a predicted model, not a curated record. The coding region runs from base 1 to 1998 and encodes 665 amino acids. NCBI's taxonomy places the organism in Eukaryota, Fungi, Ascomycota, Orbiliomycetes, Orbiliales, Orbiliaceae. The transcript has 3 exons.
AUGUUCUCCCCGCCAGUUUACUCUUCGACUUUCAUCUCCCAGGCACCUUUCUAUCCAGGCCUGAAACGAAACUAUUCGUUCUCCUCCUCAUACGUUUCGCCGACCUCUGGCGAUCUCGAAUCAGCCAUGGCUCGAGUACCGCUCGUGGGAAGGUUAUACUUCAGGGAAUAUAUCGCUUUGGUCCUAUCGUUCUUCCUGGUUACUCUUGAGUUUCUAGCUAGAAUUAUCACACUUGCAUUACCGGCCCCGAUCAUAAAUUUCCUUUACUCCCGAUCUCGAGCGUUAUUCAAACUCCUACCGUCAACGAAAGAAUCCAAAAUCGAUAAGAAAUCAUCGUCAGAAGUUGUCAAGAAGAUCAGAGAUGCAGAUGGAUUUGUUGAAAUGUGUGAGAUUUGGGGUUAUGAAGCGGAAGAACAUAUUGUACAGACCAAAGAUGGUUAUCUGCUGGGAUUACAUCGCAUUCCGAGGGCUAAGGAUGAACCGAAGCCUAAAAGAGGAGAAAAGGGGAAAGAGAAGAAGGGUGUAGUUUAUUUACAUCAUGGAUUGAUGAUGAACAGUGAGGUUUGGGUCUGUAACAUCCAACCGGAGAAGUGUUUACCCUUUGUGCUUGCGGAGCAGGGUUACGAUGUUUGGCUGGGCAACAAUCGAGGAAAUAAAUACUCUAAGAAGUGUAUUUAUACAAAUUCUCAGGAUACUUCAUUUUGGAACUUUAGCAUUGAUGAAUUUGCGAUGCAUGAUAUCCCGGAUUCGAUUUCUUAUAUCUUGCUGUCAACGAAAGUGAAGUCGAUAUCUUAUGUUGGGUUUAGUCAGGGAACAGCACAGGCUUUUGCUGCAUUGAGCAUUCACCCCUCUCUUAACGAAAUUAUUGAUGUAUUUGUCGCUCUCGCACCUGCCAUGUCACCUGCCGGUUUAUACAACAGCAUCGUCGACGCCCUGAUCAAAACGUCGCCAGACGUAAUCUUCCUCUUCUUCGGCCGACGUUCACUUCUUCCCUCAACCAUGUUCUGGCAAAGCAUUCUCUACCCACCAAUCUUUGUCGCAGCAAUCGAUAAAUCACUAAAGUUUCUUUUCAACUGGUCCGGCAAAAACAUGAGUCUUCAGCAAAAACUAGCGAGUUAUGCACAUCUUUACAGUUUCACUAGCGUCAAAGCAUUGGUCCAUUGGUUUCAAAUUAUACGGAAUAAAAAGUUUCAAAUGUACGAUGAUGAUGUACAAAGUCCAAUUGGAUGGGGCUACGGAAGGAGUUAUUACAGACCGGCGAAAUUUCCGACAAAGAAUAUUAGUGCCCCCGUUGUACUUGUUUAUGGUGGAAGCGAUAGUUUGGUGGAUAUUGAAGUUAUGUUGAAGGAGUUACCGGGGCAUACGGUUGCAAAGGAGAUUAAGCAUUAUGAACACCUGGAUUUCCUUUGGGGUGAGGAGAAUGAUAAGCUUGUUAUCCCGGAAGUUUUGGAUGCACUAGAGAGGUAUGGAGAUGGAAGAGAUGGGACUAUCGUUGAGAAGGAUGAGGAAGUGGCGGCCGCAAUUGUUGGUGGUGAACCGCCAGGGUAUAGCGAAGACGAAAAGAAUGAAAGGGAGAAGGAAGACAAGAAGGAUGAAGAAGAAAAGAAGGUUACCGAACCUGUGGAUGUUGUUGUCACUUCUUCUUCCACACCACCUCCUCCGCCGGCUUCGGAUAAAUCUUCAUCUACGGCACCAUCUAGUUAUUCUUCUUCAUUAGCUUCGGUACCGAUGUGGCCGGCGUGGUUGAGCGGACGAACGAGGCUACGGAGGUCUCCGAGCGUGGCUUCCCUGACGAGCGUUAGUAGCGGGGGUAGUGACAACGGAGCUUCUAAAAAUAGAGGGGUGGUGUUCGGACCCGGUGGUGUGCAAGUUGCGGCUGGGAAAGCUAGUAGCGCUGUUUCGACUACAGUGUUGGGGGAAGGAGAAGAAUUGGUUGAGAAGAAGAGAAGACGAAGGAGAGAAAGGAUGAGUAUGAGACCUGAACAUCAUAGUUAUUGA